AUGUCCACCAACCCACCCAUCCACUCCGGCGCCGACGCGGCCCAAAUCGCCUCAACCUGCGCACAGCUCAACAUCACCACCACCGAGUUCGCCGAGCUGCAGCGCCGCGCCACGGCCGCAAAGGCCACGGCGUAUUGCCGCUACAGCCGGUUCCGCGUGGGCGCGACGCUGCUCUGCGCCGACGACGCCGGCGAGACGGUUUAUGUUCCGGGAGCCAACGUGGAGAACGCGUCGUAUCCCGUCGGGACGUGCGCCGAGAGGGUGGCCUUUGGGACGGCGGUGACGAGCGGGAUUAGGAACUUUCGGGCGAUUGCUGUGGCGACGGAUAUUAGUCCGCCGGCGAGUCCUUGUGGAAUGUGCAGGCAGUUCAUCCGCGAGUUUUGCUCCCUGCAGACUCCCGUCAUCAUGUUUGACAAAAACUCCGACUACGUUGUCAUGACAAUCGAACAACUUCUCCCCAUGUCGUUCGGCCCAGAGGCUCUCCCGCCUCCUGGCGCCUCGGGAUAUUGA
Trichoderma harzianum CBS 226.95 is the source of this 510-nucleotide messenger RNA. RefSeq lists its product as hypothetical. The record is from RefSeq and is a predicted model, not a curated record. Gene Ontology annotation, molecular function: zinc ion binding; cytidine deaminase activity. NCBI's taxonomy places the organism in Eukaryota, Fungi, Ascomycota, Sordariomycetes, Hypocreales, Hypocreaceae. The coding region runs from base 1 to 510 and encodes 169 amino acids. Gene Ontology annotation, cellular component: cytosol. The transcript has 3 exons.